AUGGCAUUUAGCUCAAGAGUAUGCGAAAAUAUAGAAAAAGGAAAAUAUCCUAGCGCAUACAUUUUUUCACCUAAAAAGGGGAUUAAAACAAAAAGACUUAUAACAGGAUUGGAUUUUGCCUCAUUAUAUCCUAAUCUCAUCAUGGCUUACAAUCUCUCUCCAGAUAAAAUAAUACUAAUACAUGGAGAGGUCGAUAUUGUGGAAACAUUUUACAUAAGAUUGAGUUUCUAUUCAAUAACCGCACCAUUUAAGCUUAGAGUAAAAGAAAAGCUACAACUUGAGAAGAUGAUUAGUUCUGCUAAAAAAAGAGGCAAGCAGAGAAAAAAUAUAAAGAUCCCUGACUCUGUGAAACACUUUAGCUAUAUCAUAGUGAAUAACAAUCUUCGUUAUAAAAAAGAUGGUUCAAAAUUGACAAGAAAAGGUGAUUACAUGAAGUUUUCAGAAAUUGCAAAAGAGUUUAAUAUGAAGAUAGAUAUCGGUCACUAUUUAGAAUAA
Molecule: messenger RNA, 495 nt
Organism: Funneliformis geosporum
Lineage: Eukaryota; Fungi; Glomeromycota; Glomeromycetes; Glomerales; Glomeraceae
Source: the annotation of a GenBank genome assembly